Messenger RNA from Melitaea cinxia (Glanville fritillary), 3014 nucleotides. It is a transcript of the gene Cdc27, whose product is annotated as cell division cycle protein 27 homolog. The record is from RefSeq and is a predicted model, not a curated record. Gene Ontology annotation, molecular function: protein binding. Gene Ontology annotation, biological process: cell division. Lineage: Eukaryota; Metazoa; Arthropoda; Insecta; Lepidoptera; Nymphalidae. The transcript is spliced from 4 exons. The coding region runs from base 1 to 2118 and encodes 705 amino acids.
AUGAUCGUCCAGGAACCUAUACAGGUUAUUGUUUGGGACUGCCUCAACAACUAUGAAUAUGACAAUGCUAUAUUUUUGGCAGAGAGAUUACACGCUGAAGUUGCCUCAGAGGAAACGGCAUUUUUAUUAGGAACUUGUUACUAUAGAGCUGGACGUGUCAAUGAGGCUCAUCAUUUAUUACAAAAUAUAUCUCUCACUUUACCACAAGCAAGGUUUCUUUUAGCGAAAUGCUCGGUUGAACUGAAAUCUUAUAAAGAUGCUGAAAUUGCAUUAGGAACAAAUUUAGAUAUUGUAGCCUCUGAAUUUGGCGAACAAGCACCAUAUGCAUUACAACUUUUGGCUAAAAUUUAUAACAUCACUGAGAGGAGAAGUAAAGCUGCUGAGGCACUUAGGAAAGCAUUAUCUUUGAAUCCAUUUAUGUGGAAAUCUUUCACUUUACUAUGUAACAUGGGUGAGAAAGUAGAUCCUCAUAAUGUAUUCCAAAUAAAUAGCACUGAAUUUACAUUUGGUGUUUCAACAUUAGUGAAUCUAGUCAGCAAUUCCGAAAAUAUUUCAUUUGUCAAUAGUAACAUUCCUAAUAACACAAAUAUGAAUGUCAACGUAACACCGAAUAAUGUCACUACUCGAACUCCUAUGACCAUGUCGACUAGCAUCACACCAGAGAUUCAGGCCCCUGUUAAACGUAUGCACAGUGUUUUUAGUGGGAUGGCACCAAUACCAUUUUCACCAUCAUUUGGUAUGUUGCCUAUGGAAGAGUCACCAGUAUUAUACACUCCCACUCUCACAGAUUCAAAUGAACAGAAAGCUUUACCGAAAAUAGUCAACUCUUUAAGAGCACAUGUCGGUCAGCUAAAAGAUGCUGUAUUUAGUCCAGGACCCAGGUGUACACUCGGUCCAGCCCCACGAAGGUCAUCGCGAUUAUUUAGUAAUAACAAUAGUAGUUAUUCUGUUAAAGAAAAUAACAAAUCGCCCAGUAGGAAAUUUGUAGCUCCUAAGAGUCCUUCAAGAAAAAGUAAACAGCGUACAGCCAAAAAUAUAAAAACAACUACUGAUACUAAUGAAAGAAAUAAAAGUAUAGAAACUACUCCAACUAUAACACCAAAGAAUAAUAAUGGUCUAGCUUUGUUAAAUCUUUUGAAAGAAUUAGGAGAUGCCUAUAAAGCUCUUUCAUUUUUAGACUGUAAAAAUGCUAUUAAAAUGUUUCAAGAAAUUCCACCCAAACAGCAAGCUUCUCCAUGGGUGCAGACGAUGAUAGCUCGGGCUCAUUACGAAUUAGCACAAUAUGAGGCUGCAGCUAAAAUUUUUUCAGAAAUUAGAAAACAAUAUCCAAAUCGUACAGAAGGUAUGGAUAUUUAUAGCACAUGUCUAUGGCAUCUGCAGCGUGAAGCACAGUUAUCGGCGUUAGCUCAAGAAUUGGUAGAGUUAAAUAGAAAUGAUUCUAUAUCAUGGUUAGCAGCAGGAAAUUGCUUUUCUUUACACAAAGAACGUGAAACUGCUUUGAAAUUUUUCAAACGAGCUGUACAAAUAGACCCUGAUGCAGCAUAUGCACAUGCUCUGUUAGGCCAUGAAUAUGCUGUGGCUGAAGAAACUGACAAAGCGCUUUCUAGUUUUCGAACAGCUGUUAGUAUUGACCCACGCAACUAUGUCGCGUGGUUUGGCAUAGCGACUGUUUACGCACGUCAAGAACGAUGGAAAGCCUCGGAAGUCCAUAUUCGUCGAGCAUUAGCCAUUCAUCCACAUUCCGGUGUUUUACGUUGUCAACUCGGUUUAGCUCAAGCAGCUUUAGGUAAAAUGGAUCGUGCAAUAGCUACACUUGAAAGAGCCGUCUCAUUAGACACAGAGAAUCCGUUAUGUCGCUUUCACCGAGCCUCGGUGUUACUAAGAGCUGGAAGACCGCAAGAUGCAUUGGCUGAUCUGCAUCACUUGAAGGAUAUUGCUCCCAGGGAGUCAUUAGUUUACUAUUUACUUGGUAAAGUUCAUAAUAAAUUGGGUAAUUCUCAUUUAGCUUUAAUGCACUUCAGUUGGGCUACAGAUUUAGAUCCAAAAGGUACUGGCGGACAUAUAAAAGAAGGUUUCGACCCAUCAAAACAAGAAGAUGCUCCGGAAAGAUCAUCUUAAACAUAAUCAAUCUGACUACUGCAAAAUUAUGAAUAAAAUCGAUUGGUUUACCGUCGUGGGCGUCGUAGUCAUAUGGGACUGAUAUCUUGUAAAUAACGCGCUCACCUCUCGACCUCCGAAUUGACACCAAAUCUUCCAAAUAUAGCUUUAUGGAGAUCGACUGGUGUGUGAACGCAUUUAGUUGCUGUAGUAGUAAGAGCGUAUGUGGACUUGUUUAUAUAGAGUAAGAUGUGGAUAUUCCUAAACUUAUCCUAGUUUAUUAUGUAAUAUCUUGUAUAGAAAGUAAACCUCUAGAAUGUAACUAAUAAAAUUAUGCUCUUGAAAGACCUAAAACACACAGGGCUUUGAUCUCAAUGUGGUGUUUUUAUUCAAAAUAAAUAUAGUAUGCAAAUUAAUAUCAUUGACUGCAAUGUUUUGACAUCGUAAUUUUUAAAAUACAAGACGUCCGUACGUGAUUUCGUUUCUAAUCUCGAAAUUAUUAUUUUUUAUUUGCUAUCAAAAAGCUUUAUACAAGAGAACCGCUGGCGGUGUUUCAUUAUCAUAGAUUUUUUAGUAAUCAAUUUUGUAAUAUAGAAUUCUUUAUAUAAAUGAAAACCGAUAAUAUGCAUGCAAGAAUAUUUAUAAUUUGAUAAAGUAAUAACUUGUAAAAAUAAAAAUAAUUGGAUGUUCUGUACUGUAAUGUCUAUAUACAAUAUGUACUCAAUACAUUUAACAAUAAAUUCUGGAAUGAUGUGUACAGUUAAACAGAUCUUAGUUCAUAGUAUGUAAAUUUUUUGUGGCGUUUAUGUAAUAAUAAAAUACACUAUUGUUUGUCUUUGAAUCACCAAUCAACGGCUAGCUCUAAAGACGUACACCACCCCGAUUAUAUGUGAACUUAUAAAAAUUAUACUAAAUGA